CAUGAAAACCUUUUGAUGCGAAUCAAAGCAAAAGAGUUUUAAAUUACUUUCAAAGUAAUUUAAGUUCCCAAGCAACAGACUGUUUACUUUUUCCUCACAACAGCUUGGUUGGUUUUUUUUCUAGGUUUCUCUUCUGUGUCACUAUGUUAAAAAUACUGUCGUCUUCAAACUUUUCCUCGGAGACUUGCGAGCUGUCACAAUUAACGUACAUAUUUUACACACCUCAAUAAACAUGCAAAUUGCCUUUCUCGGCUUUCAUCAUUUUAGGGACAACACUUUGGUUACCUGGGCAGUGGUGCAUAAAGAUAAAUUUCUUGCAUAAUUAUUAUGACGGGCUUACAAUUAUUAAUACAUGUAAGAAGAAAGCUUCAUGAAGCACGAUUGUAAUCCAAUACGAAAAAUCAGGUAACAUCACGAUAACUGGCUUCAGUCUGAGAUCGAUUAAACAUGGAGAACGAAGAAGAAAUGAGAAAAGCAGUUUCCCUACAAGAGCUGGAGAAGGCAAGAGACAGAAAAAGAAAGAGAGACAAAAUUCAGCAGUCGAGCUAUUUCAAGUGUUUUUACGAGGCCGAUUACCUAGUUUUCAAAGGAUUCUGCUUCUUCUUGUAUGGAGCGUAUGGCGGCUUUAUCCCAUAUCUGCCUCUGUAUUUUAAACAGCUGUUCUUAGGUGCUAGCUAUGCAGGGAUAAUAGUUGGCAUUCGACCACUCAUUCAGUGUAUUGGAGCGCCAUUUUGGGGCGUUAUAGCUGAUCGCUAUCACGCGGGAAGAAUCAUAUUUCUGGGAAGUGUUAUUGCAUGGAUUGUGAAGGCUUUUGUUAUCCUGGCGGUGCGGCCUCACGACCAACAUUGCAUUGAAAUGUAUAGUAACAAAACUGCAAAUGUGAGUUAUGUCUAUGCUUACGAUCUUUGGACAGAGACCAAACAAGAGGAGAAAUGGGUUGUUCUUCCACUGGAUAACCCCAUCAUUAUCGAGAAAAAUAAAAUUGCUGUUGUCGAGGAGCACGAAAUCAAGCAUGCGCCUGAUGAGUCUCUCCCCAAGGAGGUAUUAGAAAAUAGCGGACCUCUUGAUCAAAAGGGCAAGACCAAAAAAGGACGAAGAACGUACAAGCACCAAGCCUACCCUGAAAAGGAAGUUUUAGACGAAAAAAUGCCAAGCAAGAUGUCGAGGAGGAGCGAGCAAUUAGCUAGACGUGUGAUGAAUAAAACAAAAGCUGACGACGAUGUGCUCUAUGAGUCAGAGGUAAAAAUUGAUCUAAAUGAGAGCAAACAAAAUGAAGCAUUAAGCUCAAAAAUAACACAUGUGGUGGAAGUUUACAAGGAGGAGCUAAACGCAUCAGUAACAUUCAUAACUAACAUUGACACAAAAGAAGUUGACUUCAUGUUUGUGUUGUUUAUGAUUAUUAUCAUUGUGGGAGAAUUUCUUGAGUCUCCAACCUACGCGCUGUCAGACGCGUCUCUUCUAAAGCGACUGGGUGACGAUAGAGAGUACUAUGGGAGAAUCCGCAUGUGGGGCUCACUUGGCUGGGCUGUGGCAUCAGCUAUGGUCGGACUGCUUAUUAACUAUUCUACCUUCAAACUUUGUCAAGUGGUCCAAAACAAUUACAUCAUUGCCUUUUACGUUUUCGUGGGUUUUGUAGCUGCCGCCUUCGCAAACAGCUUGUGGUUUCGCUUCAGUUACGAUGACGAAAAAAAGUUCGAAGAUAUUGGAAAAGUUGCUCCGAUGCUUCUUAGCCUUCGCCAUACUUCAUUUCUUUUGGCGACGUUGUAUACUGGUUUUUGUUAUGGAAUCCUGGUUCAUUUUGUCAACUGGUACAUCGAUGAUAUUGGAGGCUCGAGUGCAAUUAUGGGUGCUGCCGGCGCCGCAAGAGAGAUAUCAGCUUUAAUUAUGUUCGCAAUGAGUGCUACAACUCUUCAAGCUCUUGGCAAUGUGAACAGCAUGGUACUCUGUCUAUUGGUUUACAUUAUCUGCUUUAUUUGUUACUCUAUUCUUGACGAUCCAUGGGUGGCAGUAGCUCUAGAGGUGCUGGAUGGAGGCACGUAUGGCCUGGUAUGGUCCACCUGUGUUAAUUACAUGAGCGCUGUCGGAUCUAGCUUGGGAGUUAUAGAAACCACCCAAGGUAAGACGCAACCAGCUGCUGGUUAAUAUACGACUAGUACAUUAUAAAAUAUGGGAAUGAGCUGGAGAAAAUAUAACUGCAGUAAUUUCCUUUGAAGGCUACGUACAAAUUAUUGCCUGUACUGGUUCCUUACUUAGUUUUUGAAAUUUGAAAUGUAGGAGACGCGAAAUUUCAGCGUUAAUUCAAAAUUUCACAUAUGAAAUUACAAAAUUGCCAUGACAACGUUUGGCGCGAAAUUUCUCGAUACACUAAAAUAGUCAAAAACUUGAGGUCUGUUUAGUACCCUCGGUGGAGUAGGGGGUCACUUGUUCCAUGCUUGGGUAUGGGGUGCCGCUCAAGGAUUAAAUUGCCGCUGACCCAGUUCAGAACAAAACUUGCCUAACAUCAACACCCAGUGGAGGACAACACCCUUUACAGAACACAGUUUGGGACAAGAAGCUAAACAUGCACUCUCCUGGUUUGCACGAAUUUGAAGAGUUUUAUUGAUCCUCUCUCGGGGCGAUUGCGAUAGACCAAUAGGUCUUAUUCGUAUUCCCGGUAUUGGACUGGAACUAGCUUGCAACUGAGGCUAAU
Orbicella faveolata is the source of this 2689-nucleotide messenger RNA. Its product is annotated as major facilitator superfamily domain-containing protein 6-like. NCBI's taxonomy places the organism in Eukaryota, Metazoa, Cnidaria, Anthozoa, Scleractinia, Merulinidae. The record is from RefSeq and is a predicted model, not a curated record. Gene Ontology annotation, cellular component: membrane.